Messenger RNA from Necator americanus (New World hookworm), 1074 nucleotides. RefSeq lists its product as uncharacterized. Gene Ontology annotation, biological process: protein deubiquitination; proteasome-mediated ubiquitin-dependent protein catabolic process. The record is from RefSeq and is a predicted model, not a curated record. Bases 1 to 1074 code for a protein of 357 amino acids. Lineage: Eukaryota; Metazoa; Nematoda; Chromadorea; Rhabditida; Ancylostomatidae. Gene Ontology annotation, molecular function: metallopeptidase activity; protein binding; proteasome binding. Gene Ontology annotation, cellular component: proteasome regulatory particle, lid subcomplex. The transcript is spliced from 12 exons.
AUGAGAUUCUGCGCUCUAGUGUUGAAUGAUGGGAGCUCCACUUUCCAAACUUUGCUUCUUCCCUCCUUUGACACUAUUUUUCGUAACUUCGGACUUGCCAUUGUUUCUUCCUUGGCUUCUUGCCAUAUAAUAAUGGAACGGUUCCUAAGGCUCGGAGGGUUGGGAGGUGGACUAGGGCAGUUUGGUGGAGGCCCUCCAUCAGAUUCAAAUCAAGUAGACACUUCGGAAACUGUUUACAUAUCUUCUCUUGCGCUGCUGAAGAUGCUCAAACACGGAAGAGCUGGAGUGCCAAUGGAGGUAAUGGGUCUGAUGUUGGGGGAGUUUGUGGACGAGUACACUGUGAAUGUAAUAGAUGUUUUCGCGAUGCCGCAGUCUGGAACAGGAGUAUCUGUAGAAGCUGUAGAUCCGGUAUUUCAAGCAAAAAUGCUCGACAUGUUGAAACAAACAGGGCGACCUGAAAUGGUUGUUGGAUGGUACCAUUCUCAUCCUGGCUUUGGCUGCUGGCUAUCAGGAGUGGAUGUGAACACUCAGCAGUCUUUUGAAGCCCUCUCAGACCGAGCAGUAGCAGUGGUUGUAGAUCCUAUUCAAUCUGUUAAAGGAAAGGUUGUGAUAGAUGCGUUCCGUACCAUUAAUCCGCAGACAAUGGCACUGAAUCAAGAACCGCGCCAAACCACAAGCAACCUCGGUCAUUUGCAGAAGCCAAGCAUCCAGGCUCUAAUCCACGGCCUAAAUCGGCACUAUUACUCAAUCCCCAUUGCCUACCGAACGCAUGAUUUGGAACAAAAGAUGCUGUUAAAUCUGAACAAACAAUCUUGGAUGGACUCGUUAGCACUACAAAACUACACCAGUUGCAGUGAGAAAAACAAGGAGAGUAUGCAAGCGAUGCUGAAGCUUGCUAAGCUCUACAAGAAAGCAUUAGAGGACGAGGAAAAGAUGACUGAUGAGGAGCUUGCCAUUAAGAAUGUUGGAAAACAGGAUCCGAAAAGGCAUCUAGGAGAGGAGGUUACAAAAAUGUUGAGUGACAAUAUCGUCCAAAAUCUUGCUGGAAUGAUGGAUACGACGUCUUUUCAAUAA